GUUUAGCUUCAGAACCACACGAACCACAGAAGCAAGAUGUUAAAAUUAAUAUUAAUUUCGUCGUUAAUAGUCCAUACGUUAGGGACGCCGAGGUUGCCGGACUUCGAUGCCUUCCCGCCGCCCGGAGUCGUCAUCAGUGAGAGUCCCAGCGGCCACGCCAGGCUCGUCAACCACAUCAGAUUCCGCAACCUCACUUCAGGCUUCGUCCCCGUCGAUGCCAUCAAGGACAAUCCCUAUGGCUUCUCCAAAGAGGUGUUCAAGUAUUCUGCCAUCCCUUCGGGCUUCGAGAGAUCCGAUGCCAUCCCAUCCAAUCCCUAUGGUUACUCCACCAGGAUCCAGAGAGACAACCACGGACUUCACACACCUAAGAUUGCCUUUGAGAGAGUCGAGGCAAUCCCCACCAAUCCAUAUGGAUAUUCCAAAGAAACCGUUGAACUGAGUAAUAUCCCCGAUGCCUUUGAGGCCAUAGCUUCCAUACCUACCAACCCCUAUGGAUAUUCUGACAAGAAAGAGAAAGAAACACACCAGUUCGGUAGCCUUGAGAGUGCCUUUGUUAAGGUCAGGGCCAUCCCUUCAAACCCUUAUGGUUACUCUGAAGACAUAAAAGGGUUGAAGAAUUCUCCAGGAGCCUUUGAAACUUUCGGCUCGAUUCCCAAAAACCCUUAUGGAUAUUCAGAGGAGGUUCAGAGAGAAAUUUAUAGAAGCAAAGGACCAAACAGUGGUUUUGAGAGGGUAGAACUUAUUCCCGACAAUCCCUAUGGAUAUUCAGCAGAGAUACAAAAAGGAAAGGCUGCACCAGGAGCAUUUACCUCUUUCGAUUCGAUCGCUAAGAAUCCCUAUGGAUACUCAGAGGAAGUUCAGGGAGAAAUUUACAGAAGCAAGGGACCAAACAGUGGCUUUGAGAAGGUAGAACUUAUUCCCGACAAUCCCUAUGGAUAUUCAGCAAAGAUACAGAAAGAAAAGGCCGAACCAGGAGCAUUUGCCACCGUCGAUUCGAUCCCUAGGAAUCCCUAUGGAUACUCAGAGGUGACACAGAGAGAAAUUUACAGAAGCAAGGGACCAAACAGUGGUUUUGAGAGGGUAGAACUUAUUCCCGACAAUCCCUAUGGAUAUUCAGCAGAGAUACAAAAAGGAAAGGCUGCACCAGGAGCAUUUGGCACUUUCGAUUCGAUCGCUAAGAAUCCCUAUGGAUACUCAGAGGAGGUUCAGGGAGAAAUCUACAGAAGCAAGGGACCAAACAGUGGUUUCGAGAAGGUAGAUCUUAUUUCUGAUAAUCCUUAUGGCUAUUCAGCAAAGAUACAGAAUGUGAAAGCCGUACCAGGAGCAUUUGCCACUUUCGAUUCGAUCGCUAAGAAUCCCUAUGGAUACUCAGAGGAAGUUCAGGGAGAAAUUUACAGAAGCAAGGGACCAAACAGUGGCUUUGAGAAGGUAGAACUUAUUUCCGACAAUCCCUAUGGAUAUUCAGCAGAGAUACAGAAAGAAAAGGCUGCACCAGGAGCAUUUGCCACCUUCGAUUCGAUCCCUAGGAAUCCCUAUGGAUACUCAGAGGAGGUUCAGGGAGAAAUCUACAGAAGCAAAGGACCAAACAGUGGUUUUGAAAAGGUAGACCUUAUUCCCAACAAUCCAUAUGGCUAUUCUACAGAGACAACGAAGGUGACAGCUGGUCCAAAAGCAUUUGAAUCUGUUGCAGUCAUUGCCCAGAAUCCUUAUGGGUAUUCAGAAAAAGUGCAGGGUGAUCUGCAUACACAGGGAGUGCUCAGGAGUGGAUUUGAGACUGUCGAAAGUAUCCCAACAAACCCUUACGGUUACUCCACAGAGGUUAAAGAGCUGAAAAAAUCUACAAGUGGCUUUGAGACUUCCAGUUUUAUUUCAAAGAACCCUUAUGGAUACCCGGAACAGAUUCAGGCUGACAAUCAAAGGGCCAGAUCUGUAGGAAAAGGAUUUGUGAAAGUAGAUGCAAUCCCCAACAAUCCAUAUGGAUAUUCUACAGAAACCAGGAAGCUGAAGGGACUUGAAGGAGGCUUCGUAAAAGUGGACUCCAUUCCCAUGAACCCAUAUGGCUAUCCAGAGAAAAGACAGACAGACAACUUCGAGCUGAGGAGUACUGGAAGUGGUUUUGAAAAGGUUGAGUCUAUCCCCAAUAAUCCAUAUGGAUAUUCAGCCGAAGUUAAGAAGCUACAAGAUCACCCUAGUGGUUUUAUAGCUGUAAAAUCAAUCCCAUCAAAUCCAUAUGGUUAUUCUGAGAAGAUUGAAAGUUCCGCAAAGCAUGGCAAAAGUCUUUCUACUGGAUUUAUAGAAGUUAAAUCAAUCCCCAGCAAUCCAUAUGGAUUCUCCAUAGAAAUCAAAGAGCUGAAGAAUGCACCAUCAGGUUUUGAAACUGUAGAUGCUAUCCCUGCAAAUCCAUAUGGCUAUUCUAAUGAUAUAGAUUCUGGUGUUCACACUCCUAAAGCUCCAACAUCAGGAUUCGUUUCUGUUCAGUCCAUCCCCACUAAUCCAUAUGGUUAUUCUGAGAAAAUGACUGAGCUUAAAUCUGCCUCAAGUGGAUUUGAAAAAGUCGACUCUAUUCCAUCCAAUCCUUAUGGAUAUUCAAACAGAAUUCAAUCAGAACAACACAGAAAUCCUACUUUAACUACCUCAUUUGAAGAAGUAUCAAGCAUUCCCUCUAAUCCAUAUGGAUAUUCCGAAAAAAUAAAAAAUACUGAGAAAUUCCCAAGUGGUUUCAAGAAAUUUGAGGAGAUUUCCACCAAUCCAUACGGCUACAGUACCCAGUUGCAACAAGAGUCUCUCUCAACUAAAAUGAGGGUAUCAGGAUUUGCACCGGUCGAUGCUAUACCAACAAAUCCAUAUGGUUACUCUGAAGAUAUCCUGAAGCAUGGUGAUACACCAGGUGCCUUCGAAAAGUAUGAAUCUAUCCCAGUUAAUCCAUAUGGAUUCUCUGAAAAAAUAGAUUCUACUCAACAUUCAGCUAGGCAUCUCGUGAGUGGCUUCGACAAUGUCGCCAGCAUCCCAUCCAACCCUUAUGGUUAUUCCGAAAAAGUGGACAAGGUAGACCAGGCACCAAGUUCCUUUGACGCCGGGGAUUACAUUGCCUUCAAUCCCCACAGGUUCUCAGAGAAAAUAGGAAGGGGGUCAGCAUUCCCAGCAGAUCGCCCAUCUGCAUUCGAAACAGUUAGACUCAUCCCUGAUAAUCCCUAUGGAUAUUCCAAAAAUAUACAAAGUUAUGAUAUUAAUGCAUCAGGCUUUGGUAACGUCGAAGCCAUCCCACAUAACCCAUUUGGAUAUUCGAAGGUGACCCAAAAUGAUAUACACAAUGGGAAAACCUUGCCAUCCGGAUUUGAGAAAGUUUUAAGUAUCCCAAACAAUCCUUUUGGAUAUUCAAAUCAAAUUAGCAAAUUGUCAGCUCCUGCUUCUGCUUUUGAAGAAGUGUCCUCUAUUCCAAUCAAUCCUUAUGGGUACUCAGAGGAGAUCGUGAUGGAUUAUCCAUUUUCUAUUAUUCUCCCAUCAGGAUUUAAAGCUGUUGCGUCUAUCCCCAAAAAUCCUUAUGGGUACUCAGAGGAUAUAGUUAAGAUUUCCGAAAGUCCAUCUGCUUUCGAAGAAGUCGAAGAAAUUCCAGACAACCCAUAUGGAUACUCAGUCAAGGUACAGGGAGAAGCACACAGGCAGAAUAGCAGGCCAUCAGGGUUCGAGUCCGUUGCAGCUAUUCCUACUAAUCCUUAUGGUUAUGCUGAAAAGAUCCUGAAGUAUGAACUUCCUUCUGGAGCCUUUACUAAAUCUGAUUCAAUUCCCAAUAACCCCUAUGGAUACUCAGAACUGAUUGAACAACAGCCCCAUAAGCAGAAUGGCGUUGUGUCUGGAUUUGAAAACAUCUCAUUGAUACCAUCAAAUCCGUAUGGAUAUUCUUCUGUCGUUGAAAAGGUGAAGGAAUCUCCCUCUGGAUUUGAAGAAGUAGAAUCUAUCCCUACAAAUCCCUAUGGAUACUCGACCGAAAUCGACAGUUCUCCUGAGUCACUCAAAAGCCCUCCCUCAGGCUUCGAAAAUGUGGAAUCCAUUCCUUCAAAUCCCUAUGGAUACUCAGAAAAUGUAGCAAAGCUUGAUAUGGAAAAAUCGGGUUUCGAGAAUGUUGCCAGCAUUCCAAAGAACCCCUAUGGUUACUCAGAGCUCGUACAGAAGGAAUAUGACCAACCUAUAAAUCGCCCCAGUGGUUUUCUGAGGGUACGCAAGAUCCCCAGGAACCCCUAUGGCUACUCUAAGGAGAUCAAAGUAUUAGAGGCGCCGGAGGGUGGCUUUGUUGCUGUAAAACUCAUACCCAACAAUCCUUACGGGUAUUCCACUGAAGCCAGCAAGGUGGAAAUCGGUACACAAGCAAUCACGGAGGCCUUCGAGGGCGUCGACAGCAUCCCAAGCAACCCCUACGGCUUUUCAUCACAAGCGAAUAACUAUGAGGUUGAGAGCACAGCCUUCGAGCGUGUCGACCUUAUCCCUGAUAACCCUUACGGUUUUUCCAACGGCGACUCCACACCCUCCAUCAGCUCCGCCUUUGAGCGUGUGGAUGUCAUCGGGAAAAACCCCUACGGGUACUCGGAGAAGGUGCAGGCUGUCCAGCUGUAGAGCCAGUCUACCAACCCUGAACAUAUCCGAAGGCCCUGCAUUGUCUGACCAAAUACAAAAAACACAAAUUCGCUGAGAACGCUUGUAAAACAUUCGCAAACGGUUUACGUACAAUGACUCAUUCACGAAUUAAUACAUUCAUUCACAUGUUCACAAGUCUCGGUAUAAUUCCAUAACUGCCUAUUCAGGACGAGACAAUAAAGCAGGCCUAAUCCCUAAAAAAAAAAAAAAAAAAAAAAAAGAUCAUUUCUGAACUAUCAAUUCUGUCAGGAACCUUUAAUCUUUACUUUUUUUUUCUUUUAUACACGAUUUGCUUCAAUUCUUCCGAAAUAAAAAAUGAUCUGAAA
Messenger RNA from Penaeus monodon (black tiger shrimp), 4955 nucleotides. RefSeq lists its product as uncharacterized. The record is from RefSeq and is a predicted model, not a curated record. Bases 37 to 4608 code for a protein of 1523 amino acids. NCBI's taxonomy places the organism in Eukaryota, Metazoa, Arthropoda, Malacostraca, Decapoda, Penaeidae. The transcript has 3 exons.